Molecule: messenger RNA, 1311 nt
Organism: Sycon ciliatum
Lineage: Eukaryota; Metazoa; Porifera; Calcarea; Leucosolenida; Sycettidae
Product: sushi, von Willebrand factor type A, EGF and pentraxin domain-containing protein 1-like
Exons: 7
Coding region: 1-1311 (436 amino acids)
Source: RefSeq, a predicted model, not a curated record
AUGAAGCCUUCGGCCGAUAAGGCCAACACUGCUCGCGAAAUAAUCCACUUGGAAGGAAAGAACUACCGAAAUGAAAUAGAGAUAGUGAGACAGUCUCCGGCCAUCUCCUUCACCAUUCACGACUCAGUCUUUGUCACAGCAACUAAGCCCAAGCAAGUCAAAAUCUCCUUGCGCGACUGCGUUCUACGCCUGCGCUUAGCGGUCACGCGAGUUCGUUUCUAUGGUGAUCAGAUCCAAGAUGUCCUCCCACAGGUGAAUAAGACCAAUCCACUCUUCACUCAUCUUCAGGGCGAUAUGCCAGUAGUUAGUUUCUACCUCCCAGUCGUAAAGCCUGGCUACUCAAGACAGCUGGUGGGGAUUGGACACAAUGGCUCGGUGAAUGUUUCGAAGGAAUUCAAAAAUUCUCAAGUGGGUGACAGUGACUAUGUGUUCCUCAACCCAGGGUAUGAUAUCUACGGUUUCCAAUAUGUUCGUGACAGCGAUGGUCGUAGGUCACCUGUCGGUGCCAAGUUCUCAUUGGAGGUGAAGGAGUUGAAUCCAGCUUUCACUGAUCAUACUGGCACACUGGUUAGCUUCCACCUACCAGCUGUAAAGCCUGGCUACACAAGACAGCUGGUGGAGAUUGGACAACCGGGCGCGGUGGAUGUUUCGAUGAGAUGGAAUUCUGAAGGGCCGGAUGACACCAGCGACUAUGUGAAACAAACCCCAGGCUAUCAUGUCUACGGUUUCCAAUACGUUCAUGUCAGCACUGGUUGGAGGUCACCCAUCGGUGCCAAGUUCUCAGUAGGUACUCCCCCUGAUGCUACUGUCGCACAACAAACUCCAGUUCCUACACCAGAAGGGAAGUGUGGCGUCGUCCCAACUAUCGAUCUCGGAGAGUAUCGAGUAGUCGAUGCAGGUGUUGGAAACGUAGCUACUUAUCACUGUAGCCCAGGCUAUCACAUGAUAGGAUCUGGUCUGGUGAUCUGCCAAGAAAAUGGACAAUGGUCUGAAGCCCCUUCAUGUUAUUCCUAUUGCCAACCAUUGCGUAUCCCUAAUGGUCGUAUUGAAGAGAUUGGUCAUAAUGGCAGUUCUCUUCCUCUUGCCGAAGUUGAACCAAUAUGUGAGCCAGGUUUUGAUAGUGUGGGUAAAGCGACUUGCUCGGGAGAGCGGGUAGGAUGGGAAUAUGAAACACCAUUGUGUGAUACCUGGAAAAAUGCCCGGUUCCUUUCUGCCAGAGACUCGCCUGACUCCCGAUUCCCGGCCAACACCGUCAACUAUGCAUUCAAACGUGUCCCCGCCCACAUUUGUCAGCAAUCAACAAUACCUUGA